UAUUUUCUUUUCAGAAAAAAAACCCAGCAACAGAUAAAUUUAGGCAAGAUGUCUUCUCCGGGCCUGUUUGACGCUUUGCGGUCCAAUGGCGCCCCGACCUAUUACGAUUCCGACAAGACGCCUUUUAUGGCGGAUAUUUUGGAGUCUGGACUUAUUUAUGCCUUUGUGAUAUUAGCUUUUUCAUUCUUCAUUAUCCUACCUGGUAUUCGUGGUAAAGAGAGAAUUUUCGUGUUCAUACGUGUGACAGUGACAUUAUUUAUUGGUGGAGUGAUAAUGUUGACAAACUUUGGGUACGAGUGGGAAGUUGCCGAGGCCAAAAACGUAAGAACCAAGUAUAAAGCAGGAUCAGCAGGGGAGAUAACCGCAGAUAUUGCUGUAUACAUGGGCCUCCGAGGGAUCAAUGUAACACUCAAAGCUGAAGGAGAAAAUCGAGGUCCUUUUAAUGAGACCAUUAAUUACAACGAACACUUUGACUGGAGAUGGGAACAGGGAAGAAUUGGUUUUGGGAUAUUUGCUGGACGUUUUCAACAAGAGUUUCGCUCUGCUCAGUUUCGGGGUACCCCCCUUCCCGUUAUCUGGAUUGCUGAGUACUUUAUAUUUGAUGGGGAGGGGAUCAGAUGGGGGCGUCAUUACAGACAAGCAGGAUGGUACGCCCAUAUCAUGAUGUGGUUGGCACUUCCGCUCUGGAUUUUGACAAUAGUACUCUUCUUCAUUCUUUUGAAAUAUGGCGCCUAUUUCCUAAUGUUGACCGGCGGUGUCAUGGUGAUUGCCAAUAUUCUCUGGGCCACCAUAAGAAAUGUCAACGAACUCUUAAUUCCUUUCAGUGCCGAACACAAGCUGGAAUUCCAUUUUGGACCAUCUUUUUAUUUAAAUUUGAUUACAGGUUUAUUAUGCAUUGUGUUGGGUGUUGUGAUCUGGAUCCUUGAUCUCCGGUUCCCGGAACUAGUCACGAAUUUCUUUGGAGUUGACCCUCUGCAGGAUGACAAUUUUAUACAAGGUGAAAGUUUUGAUACCAUUGAGAAAAAGAACGGCAUGGAAAUGUCCCCUGUGGACAAUGGAAAACCAAAUGGCAGUCCUCACGUCAACCAUCGUCCACCACGAACCUCAGAAGCCGCGGCGGCUGAAGAUGAUGAUGACGAUGAUGACGAAAUUUACGAACCCCCAGUAUUCGAACCUCCCCCAGCACCAAAAGCAGCAAAGUUUGAGAAGCGCAGAUCACGUGGUUUGACGCAACGUCUGCAGAGACCCCGACGUCGCCCGCCGCCUCCCGUCCCAGACGACAACGAUCCGGAGGACCUAUACAGCAAUACCAGGCAAUUCAGCGGCGUUUUUGACAACAAUAUCCACUCUUCCGCUACAAAUCCAGAUCAAGUACAUAUCAACAUGGGAUACCGCCAUUAAAGAUUUUGAACUCCAUGAGAAUUUACAGAAGGGCUUCCCGUGUAACGAACUCGUUUCAUAUGACACAUGUUCAUGAUCACGUUUUAUAUAUUUUAUAUAUUUGUUUUAUAUAUGACUGUAAAUGUAUAUUUCAUUCAUUUUGAUUGUAAAUGAUAGUCCGUGUAUCACUUUCUUAUAUUAUAUUUUCUAAUUAUUUGUAUAAAGUGUUUUUUAAAAUUGAAAAUAUAAAAAUUACGAUAUGCAAUCUGUUGCUUUAAACACACUUAAGAUGCUGUUGAAAUUCAUGGAAAAUAGUAAUUGUUUUGUUCGAAUGUGCGUCCAACAUGAAGCGUUAAAUUCCUGAUUAAAUUGUCCAAAAAUUCGAUAAACUUUAAAGAGUGAGAUCAAUAUAAGAAUUCUAAAAUGCUGGAAAAGUUUUUACUGUAUUUUAUUUUAUAUAUUUACUGUAAAAAAUAUUUUAUAUAUAUUAUAGAUUGUAAGAUUUCUCUUGCCGAUUCUUUAAAAUAAACCUUAUCUUUUAAAA
This is a messenger RNA of Saccostrea echinata, 1924 nucleotides long. RefSeq names its product dual oxidase maturation factor 1-like. The coding region runs from base 49 to 1401 and encodes 450 amino acids. Gene Ontology annotation, biological process: protein transport. The record is from RefSeq and is a predicted model, not a curated record. Gene Ontology annotation, cellular component: endoplasmic reticulum membrane. Lineage: Eukaryota; Metazoa; Mollusca; Bivalvia; Ostreida; Ostreidae. The transcript is spliced from 10 exons.